ACCGGAGUCCCACUGAACGCGUUGGAUGUCACACAGAUCUCGGCGCGGCAACUUGUUGGUUUUUCAUUCGAAUGUGUACGAUAAUUCCGUAUGAAUGUACAUACAAUAAUUUCUGGAGGACGGUACGAUAUUUCCCUGUGUAGAAUCUGGUAACCCUGGUUCGUCUUUUUGGUUUUUAACAGGUUUUAGUCCCUCUCUCGACACAUUGCAGCGCCGUGCUCUGUGUGACCCUCGACGCCGUGCUUUAAGAAUAUCUUAUUGUCAUUAUUGGUCGGUAAUCUCCAGACUGUCAAUGUUGUCAAUGUGUUUUGUACAUACAAUUAUGUUUUUCUAGUACUUGUUUUUCAAUGAUGCAAGUAAACGCGUGAUCCACUAAGCACCUACUGGAUGUUGAUGAAAAUACAAUGGUCAAAUUGUCUUUGUUGGAGAACAAUUGUUUACGUUUGAAUAAAGUUAUGUUUAGGCAUACAAGAUGAAUCAAAGUUUUGAUAAAUUGGAAGAUGAUUCUAUUCUGCAUGAGCUCCUUGAAUAUGUCAAUAGAAAACAAGAGCCCGAAGUAGUCAAAUACAAAAAUAAUACUGCGAUCUUGCCUACCACUGGGACGAUUCAGAAUGCUUUACGAUAUUUAAAUCAGAGAUGUGCGUUACCAGAAAGUAUAUCUCAGCAGAUUAGUAUAACUCUACCAUGGAAGUUUGCAGUUGGCGAUAAUGGGCGUCUGUUAGCUAUUUUGCAGGAAAAUAUCAUUGAGAUAAGAAAAUCAAAAGAUGAAUAUUCAUCAGUAAUUGGACGAGCAUCUGUGCCUAAGGAUGCUUUUCCACAAUGGCGAAAAAUUGUGUGGAGUCCAGAUGCAUCGUUCUUGGUGUUGGCUUCAAGUAAUGGUUACGUGUCAUUUUAUAAUUCACUGGGCAACAAUAUUUUUAAUAUAAGUCACAAAAAUUUGCCACAAAAUCCCAAUAUUCUAGAGGCUGGAGAUGCUGUAUGUUCCUUGAUUUUUGUGAAACCUGUGAUUAAAACGGAGAGAUGGGCCUAUGAAUUUAUUUUAGUUACAUACGGUGGCUUAUUAAAGUCUUACCAUGUGUCAGGAACAAGUGGAUUUAUUGAAAACUAUGAAUUUUCAUUUAGUAAUUUCUAUAGGAAUGGUGUUAAUGCUGUUGUCUAUGACGAAAAGCAUAAUUUAUUUUAUGUAGCUGGAAAUGGUAUUGCACAGAAAAAAAUUUCACCAGCCUGUGAAAAUGGUUUAACGUCAUGGCGUUACUUGAAUGAUUAUCCAUAUCUGAAAUUAUCAUGCAGUUCUGAAGAGGAGAGUACUACUAAAUCGAAGUUUUUAUUGUGGAAUCUGAUUCCAUCAAUACGACCACAAGCUGAGUCACUGAUGUUUAAUAUAAAAGUUUCUCCAAAUGCUGAAGUUUUGGCAUGUUUAAAUACAGAUUCCUCGAUUAUGCUUUGGAGUCUACCAAAUUUAAGACUCUUAAAGAAAUGGAGAUUACAUGACCAGCCAGACUAUAAUGUGUGUAAUCCAAUGAGGUAUACAAAAUAUAAAAAAUUUCCACCUGGUAUUUCAGAAUUUCAUCCAAUGGACAUUGGUUGGUGGUCAAAUAAUUCAUUAAUAAUCGCACGAUAUUCAGGAUCUGUAUCGGUUUGUUCCGUGAAAGAUUUAAGAAAUUUAUUAGGAACAACCCCAGAAUUUUUGGCAGGGCAGCCACAGAUAUCUGAAUUGGCACCUGGUCGAGGAUUUUUGAGUUUAGAUUGUGAAGCAUAUCUUACAAGUAAAAAGUGGAACAGGGAUCCUAACAGCGAGGGACAAGGCUCAGAAGCAUCAUCGGAUAGUGAAAAAGAUGACGAGCCAGAACCUAUUACUAUUUUAAAUUAUGCAUCAGGUUUGUUACAGAGUACUUUAUAUUCAAUAACUGAUAUUGAGAGAUUUCAACCGAAGCGGAAAAAGUCGAAGGUGCUAUAUAGAACUUACAGAGUAUCAGGUUUAAAAAGUACUACCCCCGAGGAAUUGUAUUCUCGAAAAAUAGACAUAGAGGAAUACGAAGAAGCAUUAGCUUUAGCAAAUACAUAUAAUCUGGAUACUGAUUUGGUUUAUCAAACGCAAUGGCGUAAAUCUGAAUUCUCAUUAAAUGCUAUUCAAGAACAUCUAAGUAAAGUUAGCAAGAGAUCUUGGGUUUUGAAUGAGUGCAUAACUCGAGUUCCUGACACGUUGGAAGCUGCAAGGGAGUUACUCAACUUUGGAUUAAAGGGAGCAAAUUUAAGCACACUCCUAGCGAUCGGUGUUAAAGAUAUUGGAAAAUUUAUCCCCGAAGAAGUAGAUGAUGAUUGGGAAGGGCUAAGUGGACAUGACUUAUCUUUAAGACAAAUCCAGAAAGAAAAUGAAAUUCUUGGAAAAAUCGAUCUGGAGAAAUUGACUGAAAGUCAGAAAGAUUUAAUUAAAUAUAGAAGGAAACUUCUUGACCUUCUGGAUAAAUUGCAAACUUACGAAAUCAUUUUGAAAUCUCCAGAAACUUAUGAUAAAAGUUUCUAUGAGGAAUUCCGGCAACUCACUGCUGUUGAAAACGCAGUCAGAUUUGCUAAAGAUAGCAAUUACGAAGGAGUUGAAGUUAUGUUCACGUACCACGGAGAAAAACUGAUGCCUCAUUGGUUAGCAAUUAUUAAUUUCUUCCCAGAGACAUUGAGUCCGUCCACUUAUGAAAAAUUAUUACCAGAAUGCGAUUCAGAAGGUGAACUAUUUUUAUUCGAUCAACGGGAAUUACGCCAAAAGGACUGGUCUGAGAAAGGUGCUCUUAACAAGAUUUUUGAACAGAUAAAUAGUGAUGGGUCACAGUUUAUUUAUGACUUGGAUCCUUCCUUGUGCAUAUACAGAAAUACGCAUUUUACACGGGAAUUGUUACAACGAUGGUACACAUCACGAGCUUAUCAAAUUGAGAGAAAUUGUUGUAUGGUGGACAAUGCUCUAGAGCUUGUCAGAAUUGGAAAGUCACGAAACAUUCCUGGUUUAGAAAAUUUGCUACUAGAUUUGGAGACACUAGAUGAUCUAGUUUACAAAAUACGUUUGGAGAAAAUGUCAUUAACACAGCUCGAAAAGUUAAGUGACUUGGAAAAGAUUACAUUAUUUAUGAGUACAUCCGAUGAAACAAAUUUUGUAGCAAACAUUAAAAAUAGCGUGCUGUCGUUUUUACGGAGAAAACACAAGUAUGGGGAUGGAAACUGUGAUAAGUAUUUGUUGGGAAAAUAUCUGAUUUCCUUAAGUAAAGAUAACUUGAAUCUGCCGUUAAAAUUCUUUGAAUAUCUAGAGCGAUUCCAAGAUCCCGAUGUUAUGGAGGCAAUAGAUGAUGCUGUUACGUUAGCUCUUGAUUGUUUGUACACGAGUACCGAUCUUGAUAUGUAUGAACAAGCAAGUGAAAUAUUACGAAUCGUUGAAACACAAUUUUUUGUGAAACCACCAAAUACUGAAUUUGAUCCAGUUGACGAGGCGGAAAAAGAACUCAGAUGCAUUGAAAUUCUCAGAAAUUAUAACGUAAAGGUAACAUUGAAUUAUGUUCGAGAAAAUAAGAAAGAUCCUGAAUCUGUCAAGAUGUUGCUUACUCAAAUGGCAAGGAGUUUAAACAAAAAAGUAACUCCUCCGGAUGAAAACUUUUGGGCCCAGUUAUUGAAUGACAUGUUGGAAAUUCAUGAAUUAGUUUUUUCGUGUUUGGAUAUCGAGAUAUGCUUCGAAAUAUGUGUUUCGGCACGUUUGGUGUCAGGCAUUAAAACAAAUAUUCAAAACUGUACAAAUUUAAUCGAGACCAAGAAAAAUGAACAAUCGUUACUGAAGGUUACUUAUGAAAGGGCAGUACAUUUAAUAUUAGAUGCAAGCAGGGAAUAUUUUAAUAGUUCGAAAAGUCUUACCGAUUCAAAUAUGGAAUUAGCUAAAGCAUGUCUGCAUCUUAUCACCGAUGAUAACGUUCAAGUUACGGAAGAAUAUGAACUAAUUAGUUCGUUACAAAUUUUAAAGGAAUUUAAUGUAGAUAUAUUACCUCUUCAAGUGAGAUUGUGUCAAGAUAGAUUAAAAUUAAUAGAAAGUUGUUUGAACAGUAGUACAGACGGUUAUAAAAGUAGACAUCGAUUAAUAACUCUUGCAAAUUAUCUAAGAAUUGACAAAAAUAACACAUGGUCUCGACAAGGGAAAGUUUUAGAAUUGAUAGCUCAAAAGUCAUUUCAGGUGAAAGAUUACAUCACUUGUGCCUCGACAUGCCAACUGCUAAUGGAUGCUAAUUUCUUUCCUGCUUGGAAAACUGUCCUCAGUCUAGCAUAUUGUGAGGAGUAUGAGGAAUUGAAAUUUCGACAAAAAUGUAUGUGUUUUGUAAUGAGUAGUGGUCCGAACGAAAUACUGGAGGACAUAUUGAAACAGUGGCACUUGAUUGAAAUUCAAAUUCUAAGCGCAAGUUUACAGGAUUGGAUGCCUUCUUCCGAGGGUGAAAGUUUUGAUAACGAAACUGAGAGUGAUGAUGAAUUCAUUGAUGCUGUGACCACGCCACAAAUUGAAGUAAAAGAAUUUGCUCCUACAGUACUAGAAACCUCUACGGGUAUAGUAAAAAAUUCAGCGCAACGUGUAAAAGAAUCAACAUUCGGUGUAAUAAAGAACGUAAGCAACAGACAAUUUUGGAAAUCAGCAAUACGAUCAUACUUAACAGAAAGCACGAAUACCUAUAACGACAGUGAGGAUGACAUUCCUAUAAUGGAAACAGAAAAACUGCAGAGUUUUCCAGCUUUUUAUGAAUCUUUACACAAGUGUUGUGCAGUCAGUAAUUUAGAUGUUCAGUAUACAAAAUAUUCGAUGCAGGAUAUAAAUAGCACUAAACUAAAAUUAUGUCAGAUACUACUGAGAAUUACUGCACUGACCGAAACUGCAAGUUACGGUUCAGAAACUAGUGACAUCAAUCACUUAUUGCUACAGUGUGCGCAGUACACAAUACAAGAGGAUUGUCUGCUUGGAAUGUCAUACUUAUUUAGUGUAUGUAAUGAUCGUAUAUCCUCGGUACAGACAAUUUUCAACAGUUUACCUCAAACUAAUUUGUACUUCCAACUUGCUGCCUACUUUUACUCUUUGGAGUUGUACAGAAAACUGCACCCAGAUUGUAACAAUAUUUAUUUAUACGAUCCUAAUGAAUUAAUUAACGCAAUGAUGGAAGUAUCUGUGACAUCCAGUGAACGUCAAAUUCAAGAAGCUUUAAUUUAUUGGAAGGCGCAAAUACAUAAUUUCAGCCAUUCAGAAACUGAUAAUAUUCAAUCUCAACACGUGUCUAAUAUGGAGAUAAUGCAAGAGAAUCCUGAGAAUCAAAGGACAAAUUUAAAUGAAGAUGGAGUGGUUGUUAUCAACAACGGAAUUAGUGAUGCAGCUGAAGUGGUGGAUGACAAUAAAGUAUCGAUAAGUUUAGAUCAUUCUAAAUCUGAAGAACUCUUGACGAUUUCUAAACAAAACGAAGAUGAUUGGGGUGAUGAUUGGGGUGAUUUCUCGGACCAUAGUGAGAACGAAAAUGAGCAAGAAGUAAAACACUUUGAACAAAGUAACCUUUCUCUUAAAGAGAACUAUUCAUUAAAACUAAACGGUCUUAGUGAAGAAGAACGUUUUGAAACAUUUCAGAAAUUGUUCAGUGAAAUGAAAACAAAAGAGCAAUAUAUAGAUAUCAAAAAGAUAUUAUUUCAAUGGCCUAAGUUUUCUGAUCCAAAAUUUACACUCCUUGAAAACCAUCCGAUAUUAAGACUGGCAAAUGCAAUGCCAACGUACAUUACAAAACAGAACACGUCAAACUAUGAACUGCAAAUUUUACAGGAAUAUAAAGAUCUUUUAUCAGGACAAUCUAUCCCAAGAGAAGUAUUCGAAGAAUUUUUGAAGAAAGGAGAGGAUUAUCGUCCAGCAGAGCAUAAUCUUUAUUUAAAAUUAUGCCGCGAUGAGUCUUACUUUCAUGAGGAAGCAGUUAAUAUCAUUAAAGAAAAGCACCAAUCACUGAAAUUGCUACCACCAAUAUUGAGGGAGUUGUUUAUGAAAAAUAUGACGGUAUUAUUUGGCCCAAAUCAUCCAGUGUAUAAUCAAAUCCUUGAAGAAGUUCUCGUAGACCAGGAUUUAACAGAAAUUGAGCCCAAUAUCAGAUUAUUAAUUUCCAAGUUAAUGGAGCAAAAAAAUGUUCCAUAUGCUGCAGCAUUAUUAGUUCACUUGGAAGGCAUUCCGUCAUCAUUAGCAACAUAUGACAAUUGUCUACAAUUAUUAUUAAAGAAAUGAUUGGAUAUUUAUGGAAUGUUUGUUUUUACAGUUUGUUGUAUUUAUUCAAGUAAAGAGGUGGUCAUCUAUGUUCAUACUUAACAUGAAGAUAUGUACCAAACAGAAAAAUAUGUAAAAAUUUAUAUGAGAUACAAUGUAAAGGUUUAGUGGUAACAAAAAUUGCAAUUUUCUCUGCCA
Orussus abietinus is the source of this 6436-nucleotide messenger RNA. RefSeq names its product regulator of chromosome condensation. Gene Ontology annotation, molecular function: SNARE binding; guanyl-nucleotide exchange factor activity. The coding region runs from base 473 to 6259 and encodes 1928 amino acids. Gene Ontology annotation, biological process: retrograde vesicle-mediated transport, Golgi to endoplasmic reticulum. Gene Ontology annotation, cellular component: Dsl1/NZR complex; cytoplasm; endoplasmic reticulum membrane. The record is from RefSeq and is a predicted model, not a curated record. NCBI's taxonomy places the organism in Eukaryota, Metazoa, Arthropoda, Insecta, Hymenoptera, Orussidae. The transcript is spliced from 18 exons.